AUGGAUCUGCAACCGCCGUCGGUGCUGGCUCAUUUGCCUCGCCCGUUGCAUGCCUCUACCGGCAAAACCCACCUCGGCGAAGUCCAUAGCUUGGCCGACUCGAAAAAGCGCAAGAGACAUGAAGUGGUCGUGGCAGUGGAUGGCGAGGCCGUGAACAUCUACAACAUCCAAACACCGAAGUUGGUGACCUCCUACGCCGUUCCACCGCAAUCCUCGUUCUCUUGCCAGCCAUGCUCGGUCCGCAGAAAGAUCCCGAAUAAGUCUGUCGUCAGAAGACAGACUUACGUCGCCGUGAAGCAGCAGAUCAAAUCUUUCGUGGAGGAAAAUGGUGGGAAUGUGGCCAGCGCCCCCUCUAUCGCUUCGUCUUCUUACUCCGUGAAGGAUUCGGAAAGCCCUGCGGUUUUCGUUGGCAUUGUUCCAACCGAAUCCCAGGGAGAUGAAGAGGAAGAAUCGUUCGAUGUUCUGGCUGUUCAUCAGGACGGUCGUGUGCGCAGACUGUCUUCGGACCUCAAGACCCAACAUUGGAGUUUGCGCCACAGCGAGGUCGCAAAAACCAACGCAACCCAUGAGAUCCGCUCAUGUUUCCUCGUCGAAUUCGAAGAUGCGAAGAAGUCUCUGUUCAAACGCAGACAAGACCUGGCGGCUCUGGCCUUCAGCAACCUCACCGAGUCUGGUGUCGAUGAGCCUUCUGUGCUGCUGCUUGUUUCGCACCCCACCGGUUCAGAGCAGACCAAGCUAAGCGACGUGAAGGUCCAGAUGUUUUCCGUUCCAGCCAACGCAUCCCAGGGUCAUGACGAAAGUCAAAAGAUGCGCCACCUUCUCACCGUCAACAUGCCUGAUGUAGAGGGACAGGAGGCAAUCGAGAGCCGGGGCUCGCAGUGGUAUUUCCACGCUGGAUCGGCCGGGUUGAACCUGUCGUUUGGACGGGGUUACAUCAACUUCGAUCUCUCUCAGUACACUCCCACCGUGACUUCGAAGUUCAUCCUCGAGAACGAAGAAUUCUCGUCCGUUAUGCGCAUUUCGCCCCAGUCGGUAAUUGGCGCCGGCAAGUCCAUGAUCGCAGUCUACGACACACAAUACAAGUCAGUGCAGCGGAGCAUUGCCGUCGGUGACGUCCCAGCCAGUGCCUCCUCAGGCGUGAAGGCGCGCACCACAUUCGUCAGUUACUACGCCAAAUUGGGAGUCGCCAUCGCCACCAAGGACAACACUCUGUUGGCAUUCGAUCUGAGCCCGUCGCAUAAUGCUGCGGGAACAUCCCUCAAGCGCUCGAGAGAUGGCCUGUUGAUUGACGCUAUCGGCCGUGGUAUCGGAUCCUCUGCCACUCAAUGGGACCCUGCCACGAAGAAGCAUCGGACCGAACACACAGCAGCUUUGGGUCUCACAUCACCAGAACAAGUCGAACGCUGGAACCAGCUGACUGCUGAGCUGCGCCAGUGUGCCGCGUCCAAGAACACCGAUGGUUUUGACCGUGCAGUGCAGGCUUACUUCGGCUCCAAGGGCCUUCCUUCACCCGAUACAUAUGUCAACCCAGAGACGACGGUCUUCUUGUUGUCCCUGAUAUUCUCACUGAAAGAUGAUGCCGAAAGCCAUGACCAGUUGUCCGCCUCGUCUGCCUUCCGCGUGUCCGUCGACCUGUGGCCUCAGCAAACCUGCCAAUGGCUCAUCCAAAUCGGCCAUAUGUCCGUGAACAACGUCGAGAUUGCGCUGCGCCGAUCCUUCAAACCCCGUAUCCUCCCAUCUCUCCCCACCGGAUCGUUCGUCCAAGGCCUGACCGACUCGGAUCCGUCUCUGCAACGCCUCAUCGACGUCCUCCAGGGCCGCGUCCUCUUUUCCACCGACGAGCUCGCCUACAUCCUCAAGUUCCUCAUCAACACAGCUCGCGCCCGCUCCAUCUCACUAGACGAGGAAGUCCCGAAGGCUCUCACCAACGGCGAAGACCAAGACACCAACACCACCCAGGCCCUCACCAUCUCCACCCCCGCCGAAGCCAGCCUCGCAAACAUCUUCCUCGCCCUCAACACCACCCUCCAGAAGAUUCACCUCCACCCCCUCCCCGCCAUCACCUCGUCUAUCCGCUCCGCCCUGUCCCGCACCGAAAUCAUCUCCAUGGUCCACCAUCUCCGCCUCUCCCUCGCAACAGGCGGCUACACCUCCCGAUUCACCGAAUCGCCCCCGAUCCCCGUCCCCGCCGAGCAAACCAACCCACCCCUCUCCCUCUCCACCAUCAUCGACCUCCUCAACGCCUCCGUCGACGCUAUCGGCCCCUCGGGCUGGAUCUCCGCCACCGCCGGCCUCGACGACUCCCCCGCCCGCGACCAGGAACUGAUCGCCGACAUGAAAUCAGAGAUCUCCGCCGCCCUCGCCGGCGUCGAAGAGGCCACCUACCUGAAGGGAAUCCUCAACGAAUACCUCCGCUACGCCACCAGCGCCAGCCGCUCCGCACCCACAGCCGUGACCAUCGACUCCGGCAGCGACACUCCCGCGUCCGCAAUGGUGCGUUGCGAGAAGUUGAACGGCGCCGACCUGAUGGUCUUCGGUGCCACGGAAAACGAUGAAGGAUUCGAGGGAGAUGCCAGCGGCAAGUUGCUUCCGUUGUCGUUGAAGGCGGAUUCGAAUGAUGUUAGCAAGACGAAGGUUAAGUUGUCGACGGGUGAGGUCAAGACGAGGAGUAGUAGAGAGAUUGGAUACCUGCGUCGGAAAGCUGCGGGCAAGUACUCCUUUGAGAGACUUAUUGUAUAG
Molecule: messenger RNA, 2739 nt
Organism: Aspergillus sclerotioniger CBS 115572
Lineage: Eukaryota; Fungi; Ascomycota; Eurotiomycetes; Eurotiales; Aspergillaceae
Exons: 2
Coding region: 1-2739 (912 amino acids)
Source: RefSeq, a predicted model, not a curated record